GGGUGGAAAAAUCGUCACCAUUUUUUCUCGGUUCCGUCAAUCAGUACAAUACUCCCUGCAUUAUUUUGGUCUAGCUUUUCUUGCUCCAGCUGCUAGGUCUUUCACGAUGCGGGACAGACCGGCGAUCCGACGGCUAUCAGAGGAUCUUCUCUCCAAGAUCCUCCAUCUGGCCGGCGAAUCCGGCAGCUUUUUCCAGCACGCUCUCGUCUGCAAGGAAUGGCAUCGCAUCGCUUGUCGCGUUCAGGACCACAUCAGCCUACGCGAAAACCAUCGCAUGCGUCCUCGUCAAUUUAUCUCCGAGCUCUCGCAAUUCCCAGGCCUCAGAUACCUCGUCCUUCCUUCCGGUAGCCUCACCUCCAUCCCGGACUUCCUCCUCUCUCGCGUAGCCGACAUGUGUCCAGAUCUGAUAAAUCUUCACAUUGAAUCAACGGAUCAGAUCUACCGGCGCGGGGGUUUCACCGAGGAAGGCCUCUCCUUGCUUUUUGAGGGGUGUGUACGGCUAGAGGAUCUUCAUCUCGAUUGCCCUCCCCGUCUCACCUCCAUCCCGUCUUCCAUCGGCGCGCUCCUCUGGCUCAGGGAUCUGCAUCUCGCUGCGAGCAACGUCGCUCAUCUCCCCGAUGCAGUCACCUCGUUACAGUCACUCGAAAACAUCGAGCUGCACAUGGACAGCUUGGAAGAUCUACCGUCAGAUUUCGGCAAUCUAAUCCAUCUAGAAUCGCUGCGGCUGGAGGGUUGCCGGUUUCUUACUUCCCUCCCGGAAUCUCUUGGGUUACUUACCAAUCUAGACCAUCUCUACAUCAGCGGCUGCAGCAUGCUUCAGCUUCCAGUUUCUCUCUGCAAUCUCUUAUCUUUGGUGGUCCUCGAGAUUCACAAAUGCCAAGAUCUUUCCCCGCUGCCCGCAAACCUCGGGCAGCUGCAGUCGCUCGAGAUUUUACUUCUGGACGAGGUGAUGGGGCUCACAGAUCUGCCAGAGUCUCUCGGGAAGCUGCAGCGGCUGAGGCUACUCCAACUGAUUGGCUGCUUCGGAAUUUUGUCUCUGCCCAGAUCCCUUCCCCGUGUAUCAUCCCUGACGGGCCUCAACCUGGUUGUCCCGACUCUUUCAGUGCUGCCCGAUGACAUCGGGCAGUUAACAAAUCUUCGGAGCCUCAUGCUGGACGCGCAGAGCCUCACAAGCCUCCCGGAUUCCAUCUGUCUGGCCACCGCGCUUCAAGAGCUUGCCAUUGACGGCCUCCGAACUGUAUCCUCUCUGCCCGAAGAAUUUGGGCAGCUGACUGCCCUGGAAACCCUCCGCCUGGCCAGCCUUCCACGACUCACCCACCUGCCCGAGUCUAUUGGAAACCUGACAAAUCUGCAGGAGCUGAAAGUUGUCAAGUGUGCCCGCCUGCAGCAGCUGCCCGAUUCUCUAUCCAGUCUAUCUGCCCUCGAAAAGCUGAAUCUAAGCGAUAACCAAAGGCUGACGGCUCUACCAGACGGCAUGGGGGAUGGCCUACACUGCCUGAAAGAACUCCUCCUGGUACCGUGCAAAGCCCUCACCCACCUCCCUCCAUCCUUCUCCAGUCUCUCAUCUCUCGAAACCCUAAGAAUCCUCCAAGCAGACAGCUUCAGUGAGCCGCUACCAGAGGGCUUUGGCUGCUUGAGAAGCCUCAAGGAGCUCUGGCUCUGCUCCAUGCCGCACUUGUCAGACUUCCCUGCGUCUCUCCCUGGCCUCGCUCUCACACUCACCAGCCUCUUGGUGGCCAACUGCCUGGAAAUAACAGAGCUACCUGAGGAGAUCGGACGGCUGCAAGCGCUCGAAGAGCUCAAGAUAUCGAAACUGUACGGCCUGGAUUCGCUCCCGCAGUUGCUGUUUGAGCUGCCCCGACUACGGGCGCUAGAGGUGUGUGCGUGCACGGGGCUCAAGGCGUUGUUUGGGGAUGAGAACAUGGGAGAACCAGAGCAGGUUUCUGGAGACGCUAGCACCAGCGGUACCCUGGUUAGCAAUAACAGCAGCGGAGGCAGAGGCAGCGGCAGUGGAAGCGGCAGGGGCAGCAGCAGCGGUGGUGCCAGUGGCAACGGCAGUGGGGGAUGCACCGGCGCUGGUAGCAGUCCCAACUGGAGCGCUGAACGCGUGCUGCUUCCAUCCCUGCAGAGUCUUGAGCUGGGGGACCUUCCUUUUGAGGCGCUUGGCCCGUCCCUGGGCCGCCUGACUUCCAUAACAAGGCUGGAGUUUUCAGACAUGAAUUCCCUGCUCUCUCUCCCGGAUUCGAUCUCUGACCUUUUGGAGCUUCAAGAACUUGUGAUUGCUCAUGCCAAGUUCCUCGAGGCCUUGCCAGACGCAAUAGGAAGGCUUUCCAGGCUUGCUUCCCUCCGGCUUGUUGGCCUUGAAAAUUUGUGUGAGCUGCCCGAGUCUUUUGGGCAGCUGAGCAUGCUCCAGUCACUGGAAAUCGAGGACUGUACGAAGCUGGCCCGGCUUCCUGUCUCAUUCCCCAACCUGCCCAAUCUGAAACUCUUAGUUGUUUCCAGCUGCCCGGGAAUCGCAUGCAUCCCGGAGGAUGUCUGGAAGCUUUCCUCCCUUCAGAGCCUGGUGCUGCUCAACCUGCAAAAUCUUCGGAGCCUGCCCAGUUCUUUUUCGCAGCUGCCCGGACUCGAAGAUCUGAAGCUGUGUUACUGUGAGCAGCUGGCGCAACUGCCAGCGUCUCUCUUGGAAAUGCCGACGCUGCGUGCGUGCAUGAUCCGUGAGUGUCCGCUGCUUUCGGAACGGAGGACGGAGGUGCGCUAUGGGAGGGGGAGUGGGGAGGAGGGAGAGGAGGGAGUGGUUGGGGUGGAAGAUGGGGAGGACGAUGAGGAGGGGGAUGAGGAGGAUGAGGAGGAUGAGGAGGAUGAUGAUGAUGAGAAUGAGGACAGUGCGGAAGAAGAUGAGGAUGAUGAGCAUGAGGAUGGUGAGGAAGGUGAUGAGGAGGAGGACAGCGAGGAAGAUGACGAUGUGGAGGAAGGGGAUGAUGACGAGGAAGGGGAAGACCAGGCGGAAGUGUUAAACGAGGAUGGGGAGGGAAACAGGGUUGCCUAGGAAGAGGAAGUGAUAGAACGAGGAGCAAUCGUGCUUGCUUGCGAAGCAGCUCGCUUCGUGGAAAGAGUGUUUGCUCUUAAUUCACAUUUCCGUGCCGAUUGUGCAGCAUUACACUAUUGCAAUACCAAGUUAUGUGUGCUCGU
Molecule: messenger RNA, 3189 nt
Organism: Closterium sp. NIES-67
Lineage: Eukaryota; Viridiplantae; Streptophyta; Zygnematophyceae; Desmidiales; Closteriaceae
Source: the annotation of a GenBank genome assembly